AUGGCCACGCGGGCCGCGCUGCGGGCGCUGUCCGGUGCCGACGGCAGCAGCCGCCGGUUCUGCGGCACGGCCCUGCUGCGCACCGUGGACCCGUCGCAGUACGAGGGCGGGGAGUGGAACGGGGACGGCAACUGCGUCCGGACGGCACCGUACCGGCGUGGCCAGAAGAGGGUCGAGGGCUUCGAGCGUGAUUUCCGCGCGCUGCAGGCGGAGGAGUUGGCGUCGGCGGCGAAGGCGGCGACGGACAGUGGCAGCAAGGUGAGGAUGCUGCUGAUGGACACGACGGAAGCCAUAUGA
Molecule: messenger RNA, 297 nt
Organism: Miscanthus lutarioriparius
Lineage: Eukaryota; Viridiplantae; Streptophyta; Magnoliopsida; Poales; Poaceae
Source: the annotation of a GenBank genome assembly